UGUUAGCAAAACAGUAGGUGGGGUCUCAGGGGAAGGUGGAUAUGAUUUACACGGACAUUGAAUCUCAUCAACAGUCAUCAAAAGAGAUUUAAAGAAACGAAUUGUAUAUGUGACAGUGAAGCUACAUCUACAACAACGACGUGCAUUUUGAGAUUCCUUUUCCUCAGUUCUUUUUCCGGUUUAAUUUCAAAGUCGGGAUUGCAGGACUAAAACAACCCACCGCGGUCCUGUAAACGCAGCACCAGGAUGGACGCGGCUCCAGGAUAACGUGAUUCAUGGCUUUUGCUGUUUAUCUGUCACUUUUGCUGGGUUUAUCGUGUCACCAGCAGGUUACAUCGGGCUCCCGGGCCCUCAGAAACCACUCUCGUGUGGGAUUAGCCGCUUGGUCUUCAAACAACACACUAGCUAAGAUGUUUCACAACAACGACGAGUGUGACCUUGUGAUGAAUGUCAGCGCUGCAGACCGCUGUGCAUUUGUGAAGAACACACCAGACUGUAGCAUGGAAGAUGGCUUCAUCAACUACCUGCGUGUGGCUUUCUGUCUGCUUCCUCCCAACCUCACACCUCUCACCAUCACUCUUUGUAUACUAUGGCUGUUAUUUUUGUUUGUCAUCCUUGGACUAACAGCAUCUAAAUUUUUUUGCCCCAACCUGUCAGCCAUCUCUACCAGUCUGCACCUCACUCACAACGUGGCUGGUGUAACAUUUCUGGCUCUUGGUAAUGGAGCUCCAGACAUCUUCAGUGCCAUUGCAGCCUUCUCCCAUCCACACACUGCUGGGCUGGCGGUCGGAGCCUUAUUCGGCGCUGGUAUUUUUGUUACCACAGUAGUUGCAGGAAGUGUGGCGCUGGUCAAACCCUUCACUGUGGCCUCCCGGCCCUUUCUGCGUGACGUCAUCUUUUACAUGGUGGCAGUGUUUUGGACUUUUGUCAUGCUGUACAGAAGAACCACAACACUGGGCGAAAUACUGGCAUAUCUGGCCCUCUAUGUGGUGUAUGUGCUGACUGUCAUCAUCAGUGCGUACAUCUACAACCGGCAGAAACACUCCAUGAACACAAGUGUCCAGAACGUUGCACAGGUCCCAGCAGAUCUUUACUCGUCCGACUCGUCUGAUGACGAGGUUCCCUGCCUGACUGGGAGGGGCUACCAGCAUGAGUAUGAGUCAGAGUACAGGCCACUUCUGCCUUACUCUGAGUCCACCGGUCACAUCCUGCUGAGCUCCCUGAACCCGGUGGACAACAGAAAGUGGAGGAGGAAACCAUGGAGCUGGAGACUCCUCAAAGUACUGAAGACACCUAUAGAGGUUCUGCUGCUGAUCUGCAUCCCUGUAGUGGACCCUGAUAAAGAAGACAAGAACUGGAGACGCCCACUAAACUGCCUCCAUCUGGUCACAGCUCCUCUAGCGUGUGUGCUCACCUUUCAGUCUGGAUCAUUUGGAGAUUAUAAGAUCCAGGGGCAGUUUCCUCUCUGGCUGCUGAUUCUUCUGCUGGGACUUCUCCUCUCCGCUAUUGUCUUCUGCACCACCACUAAUGACCGUCCGCCCAAAUAUCAUCCACUCUUUGCUGUUUUGGGCUUCAUUGUGAGUGCGGUGCUGAUCAGCACAGCAGCCUCUGAAGUGGUCAGUCUUCUGCACAUGCUCGGUGUGGUGCUGAGCCUCAGCAACACGGUGCUGGGGCUGACUCUGCUGGCUUGGGGCAACAGUAUAGGAGAUUGCUUCUCUGACAUCACCAUUGCCCGACAGGGUUACCCACGAAUGGCAAUAUCAGCCUGCUUUGGAGGCAUCAUUUUCAACAUGCUGUUUGGAGUUGGUUUAGGAUGCCUGGUACAGAUGCUUAAAACACAGUCUGAUGUGGAGUUUGAACUACAUGGCCUGUUGCAGUGGGUUCUUGCAGCAUCUCUGGGUUUGUCUUUGGUCCUGUCCUUCGUCACUGUUCCACUAUGCCGGUUCCACUUAGGUCGGAUCUACGGUAUCUUUCUCCUCAUCUUCUAUGCCACCUUCCUUCUCAUUGCGCUGCUCACAGAGUUUGGCAAGAUCCACAUGGUAUAGAUGUGACACUACGGCCAGUCUGAAAUGAGGAACGUCACCCCCGUAACGCAAAAUGAAACACUGGAACAGCAAUUGCAGACAAACAACAUCCUCUUCUGCACGUAACAUUAAUGAACUAUUUAUACAUAAAUUAAAAAACUUUGUGCACUUGCUUUGAUACCCUGUGGUUGGUUUGUGAAACCAAGCAGGCAAAUUUAUGGCAAACUGCAGACUGUUCUGCUCAGGAAGAGUUGAAACUAAUCAUCACACUGUGCCUUUAUUCAAAGUCUUGUUUGUGCUGACUAGCGCUGUUGACGGCACUUUGUGAAUCCAGAGGGAAAACACAGUUUGUAGAAAUUUACUUUAAAACACUUAACUAAAUGUACUGUAAAUCGACAUGUUAAAAUGACCCUGUACAAAUGUACUUUUGGGGAAUUAAAUCAUUUUGGUUUGGUAUUUGUUUUUA
Molecule: messenger RNA, 2490 nt
Organism: Scatophagus argus
Lineage: Eukaryota; Metazoa; Chordata; Actinopteri; Scatophagidae
Gene: slc8b1
Product: solute carrier family 8 member B1
Exons: 15
Coding region: 276-2045 (589 amino acids)
Biological process (GO): calcium export from the mitochondrion; intracellular calcium ion homeostasis
Cellular component (GO): membrane
Molecular function (GO): calcium:sodium antiporter activity
Source: RefSeq, a predicted model, not a curated record